Didymodactylos carnosus is the source of this 690-nucleotide messenger RNA. NCBI's taxonomy places the organism in Eukaryota, Metazoa, Rotifera, Eurotatoria, Philodinida, Philodinidae. The record is from the annotation of a GenBank genome assembly.
AUGCCGCCAACUCUACAUCUGCAAGAAAACCUACUACAAGAAAGAAAUCAUCAACAUCCGGCAGCGAUGAUCAAUCUGCGUCCAACCAGACACCAACAGUACAAAAAAGGAACGUUAUUCAAUUAUGUUGAUGAUGUCCUAUCGAAACAUGAUUCAGCUAGUGGUCAACAUGGUGAAACAAGAAUCAGUCCGAGACAAAUGAGAAUCGGAGGGCGUGGUGGUGGAGGUAAUGAUGGAGAGCCGGGACAAUCUGCAUUUCGACGUUAUAAUCCAAAUACACAAACACGAGUUGAUGAAAAUAGUUUUGAUACGGAUGACGAGCAACGAUCAACACCUACCAUGCAAAACACAGCUGACAGUCAACACGAAGUAAAUUUUGAUCCUGACCCGGUUAUUGAAGAACGUGAAAGUAGAGAUCAAGUGUAUAAACAACCUGUCUACUUGAGACAACUACAACCACCAACACCAGCUCCAGUGGAAAUUCAAAUACAAGAAGUUCUUAUUAAACCCGAAAUACAACGUCCACCACUUCAUGUUCGAGUAGCAUCACGUGAACCACGAACACCUUCACCGAUUCUCAUUAAAAGUGCGCCACCUCGACCACCACUACCUGAACCCGAACAACCGAUUAUCUACAAUAAAUAUGUACCUGGACCAAAACCAACACCUCAACAAGUAAGAUGCACGUAA